AUGGGCGUAGCGCGGGGGACUCCAAUGGGAAAGCCGUCACUGAGCGGCGAUGUUGAGAGAAAGAGUGUAAAGGAGAAAGAUGGGCAUUUCACCGCGCAGGGUCAACGCGCUCGCUGUACUGUCGCUGAUUAUGCCCCAAUUGCAAUAUGUGGGUCUAGGCCGGCGUUCGUCGACCUGCGUGACACACUUAGCGGCGCCUGCACACGAUCACAGUGCUUUCACGCCCCACGCUCGGGGGUGGGGAGCGAUACGCUUGCAGAAAGC
Molecule: messenger RNA, 264 nt
Organism: Brenthis ino (lesser marbled fritillary)
Lineage: Eukaryota; Metazoa; Arthropoda; Insecta; Lepidoptera; Nymphalidae
Source: the annotation of a GenBank genome assembly